UGAACUAGAACAAAACAAUAUUUGUUGUUCUCUUUCAUCUUUCUGCCAAGCUUUUUCCUCUUUGUUGGAGCUUGUAAAUGUUAUAAAAUGAAGAAAGUUACUUUUAUUUGUGACAGGUCUUUGGAUAAUCAACUGAACAAGCUUGAACAAAUUGCAGACAGAUCUUCCUUAGUAAAUCACUUGGUACAUGGCUAUGGUCUCAACUCCAAGUUAAUUGUCCUGAAAAAUGUUAUAGCCAAAGACGAUGAAGUGUUAUCUUUCCAUUCAACGGAUUACAUUAAUCACUUGAAAGAUCUAAACGAUGUAAAGGACAUUGACGAACAUGAAGAUAAUGAGGAAGAGUAUGGACUUGGUUAUGACUGUCCCCUCAUCUACGGUAUUUUUGAUUAUGUUAGUGCCGUUGUUGGAAGUUCAUUAACAGCUGCUCGUUCGUUAAUCGAUGGAUCUGCCAACAUUGCUAUUAACUGGUAUGGAGGAUGGCAUCAUGCUCAAAGAGAUGAGGCAAGAGGAUUCUGUUAUGCAAAUGACAUUGUUUGUGCAAUUAAUCUUUUAAGACAAAAAUUUCAACGGGUCCUCUACAUUGAUCUGGAUAUCCACCAUGGUGAUGGUGUAGAAAAUGCAUUUGAAUAUUCACAGAAUGUCCUCACAUUUUCUUUGCACAAAUAUGAAGUGGGAUUCUAUCCUGGCUCUGGAGCAAUAACAGAUGUAGGUAGAGGUAAUGGUAAAUUUUAUUCAGUCAAUGUACCUCUCAAAGAUGGCAUUCGGGAUGAAGCAUACACCAAAAUUUUUAACAGAUUACUGGAAGUCCUAAUGCAGGCUUUUCAUCCAGACACUUUAGUUGUCCAGUGUGGAUGUGACAGUCUAGCUGGAGAUCCCUUGGGCACCUUCAACCUCACACUUAAAGGCUACGGCAAUUGUGUUAAAACUAUACUAUCAUGGCAAAAACCAACAUUGUUUCUUGGAGGAGGAGGGUAUAACAUCACUAAUGCAGCUCGGUGCUGGACUUACUUGACAUCAUUGAUUUUAGGUUGCAACAUUGCUACAGACAUUCCUGAUAAUCAUUUUUUUGAAAGAUAUGGGCCUGGAUUUGACUUAGAUAUAGCAGAGGGUAACAGACCUGACUGCAAUUCAGAAGAUGACAUUGAUAACUGUAUAAGCAUUAUUACAGAUAAUGCUAACAACAUUAAAAGAGCCUGCUGGAACUGAACUGUUUCCCAAGAGAAUGAAGCACAAGGAAUACAUUUAUCAGAAAUCCAUUAUCAAAUAUUCAAUCACUAAUCAAAAAUUUUA
Thrips palmi is the source of this 1290-nucleotide messenger RNA. Its product is annotated as histone deacetylase 8-like. The record is from RefSeq and is a predicted model, not a curated record. The transcript has 9 exons. The coding region runs from base 88 to 1206 and encodes 372 amino acids. NCBI's taxonomy places the organism in Eukaryota, Metazoa, Arthropoda, Insecta, Thysanoptera, Thripidae. Gene Ontology annotation, molecular function: histone deacetylase activity.